Hypoxylon fragiforme is the source of this 2715-nucleotide messenger RNA. RefSeq names its product kinase-like domain-containing protein. The transcript has 2 exons. The record is from RefSeq and is a predicted model, not a curated record. NCBI's taxonomy places the organism in Eukaryota, Fungi, Ascomycota, Sordariomycetes, Xylariales, Hypoxylaceae. Gene Ontology annotation, biological process: protein phosphorylation. Gene Ontology annotation, molecular function: ATP binding; protein serine/threonine kinase activity. Bases 1 to 2715 code for a protein of 904 amino acids.
AUGAUUGUCAUUAACCCGCCAAAUAGGACAUCAACGGAGGAGGAUGGAGCGGAUCAGAUUGGAUACGAUACUCCUCGAUCCGGCAUCGCUACACCUCAACCUGAUCUGACUGACAAGCGACUACCUGGUAUUGCGAGUUACUUUGGCCAGGUUCGUACACCCUCUUUACCUUCUUCCUUAGGUUCUUCCUCUUUUUCCCGAACACCAGAGACUGAGUCGACCCACCCUGCCUCUCCCCAGGAAAAGAAGGAAACGGAUAGCGCCCAGCAACAACUACCGAGCCCGGAGUCGGAAUUGAGCAGCAAGGAUCUGUCGCCGGAAAUUUCGCCUCUCCUUCCACAUGAGAGGAUCGAACCUCUGGUAAAUGCGCAAUCCUCGCAGCCAUCUGACCCCUACCCUACGCCUCCCUCUUCACAAACACCGUCAGAGAAGGGGGUCAAGUUGUCUGACGCGAGUGGCGAUUCGGACACGGCUGCCAGCGGUUCAUCGACUCGAUCCUCUUUGAAUAACAAAAGCGCUACGGAUCUCACGCAGUUGAAGGUUCGGAGGGCCACCCUUGCAUCUCCUCUCACGAGCAUUGUCACUACAUCUAGCGUUCACACGAGUCACAUGUCCAUCCCUAUCGAUCGUACCUCUACAGCCACCCCUACUUCUCCCCCGGACACCCAACCCCCUGCAGGCGAUUCUAGCAAUUUUCUCUCUCAGUCAGCCUCGAUUGAUCGACUCAAGAAGCUAACUGAAGGUGGAUCCAAAAAGAGCGGUCCAUCGACACCUACUAGAACGCUUUCCGCAACCCACGCGUCCCACCCCCCCGCCGCCGCCGUCGAAGAACGAUCGCCGUCGAAGCUUGGUGGGGACAGCGCGGAGACAGGCGGCAGGCAAACACCGGCCUCAUCCUCGAGUGGCAGCGCUGCCAGCAAUACUGGCGCGCAAGCGCCACCCCAGAGGGGCAAGUUGACCAUCAAGAUUCUGGAAGCUCGGGGAUUACGAAAGAGUCGGGAUCCCUAUGUUGUUGCGGUCUUUCAGAGGAGUGAGCUGAUUUCACACGGACCUCGAACAUUUGAGGAUGAAGAGGAACCAGCCGCUCAACCUGUCCCUAUGAGUGGGAUGGGUGGCCUUCCCAUACAGCGCCAAGGCAGUGACCCUGGCCGCUCGAUGGCGAUCCCUAUGCGCAGCCGUCAGAGCAGCAACACCAGCAUCUCUGACUACAAUACCUGGCGGAAUCGCCCCCGCAAGUCCUUCACAAGCCCUAAGUGGGACGCCGAAGCAGAAUUUGACGUUGUGGAUUCAGACAUGCUAGUUGAUAUCUCGAUUUACGAUCACGGUACACAAGGAGAAGAGUUCUUGGGACAUGUUGACUUCCAAGCUAUCAUUCCAGGAAAGGACGAGCCUGUGCGAGGCUGGUUCCCAUUGAGAGGAAACGUUGAUACCACACCCGAGAAGACACCGACCGGCGAGAUAUUCGUUGAAGCGAGUUUCCAGAGAACUGAGAAGAAGCAUUAUGGACCAGACGACUUCCAGAUUUUACGUUUAAUUGGAAAGGGCACCUUCGGUCAAGUUUACCAGGUACGGAAGAAGGAUACCGGCCGAAUAUAUGCUAUGAAGGUGCUGUCGAAGAAGGUUAUUGUUCAGAAGAAAGAGGUGGCGCACACAGUUGGCGAACGAAAUAUCCUAGUCCGAACUGCGAUGUCCGAGUCGCCCUUCAUUGUUGGAUUGAAGUUCUCAUUCCAAACACAGAAUGACCUCUUCCUAGUGACUGAUUAUAUGUCGGGUGGCGAACUCUUCUGGCAUCUUCAGAAGGAAGGACGAUUCGACGAAAAGCGAGCCAAGUUCUAUAUUGCCGAGCUCAUCCUCGCCAUCCAGCAUCUUCACAAUAACGAUAUCGUCUACCGCGAUCUGAAGCCCGAGAACAUUCUCCUCGACGCCAAUGGCCACAUCGCACUUUGCGAUUUCGGAUUGUCUAAGGCAAACUUGACACAGAAUGAUACGACCAAUACAUUCUGCGGAACCACGGAAUAUCUAGCCCCAGAAGUGCUGCUAGAUGAGGCAGGAUAUACCAAGAUGGUUGACUUCUGGUCUCUUGGAGUUCUCGUCUUUGAGAUGUGCUGUGGCUGGAGCCCCUUCUACGCGGAAGAUACGCAGCAGAUGUACAAGAACAUUGCGUUCGGCAAAGUCCGAUUCCCGCGCGACACGCUCUCCCAAGAGGGCAGAAACUUUGUCAAAGGACUACUUAACAGAAACCCGAAGCAUCGGCUUGGCGCUAUUGACGAUGCCGAAGAGUUGAAGCGUCACCCAUUCUUUGGCGACGUUGAUUGGGAUAUUUUGACUAAGAAGCUUAUCACGCCACCCUUCAAGCCUAAGUUAAAGUCCGAGACAGACGUCUCGUACUUUGAUCCCGAAUUUACCAAUGCCUUGAAUACGAAUGGGUCGUUGAAUGAACGUGCUCAACAGCUGGCGGCCGGCUUUGCCACAUCCACACCACUUUCCCCGACCACACAAGCCAACUUUCAAGGUUUCACGUUUGUCGAUGAGAGCUCAUUGGACGACCACAUGCGGGCAAGAUUCGGUGACGAGGAUAUGGAUGAUGCAGACCGUCGGGACAAUGACUGGGAUGAUUUGGAGGAUAUCGACCUCCGGAAAGGCAAUAGGAUGAGUGGUAUUGUGAAGACUGGUCACAAUGAGGAGGCAUUUGGUCAAUCCCAUUUCGACAUAUGA